Otolemur garnettii (small-eared galago) is the source of this 3297-nucleotide messenger RNA. It is a transcript of the gene ADAMTS5, whose product is annotated as ADAM metallopeptidase with thrombospondin type 1 motif 5. Gene Ontology annotation, biological process: extracellular matrix organization; proteolysis. Lineage: Eukaryota; Metazoa; Chordata; Mammalia; Primates; Galagidae. The transcript has 8 exons. The record is from RefSeq and is a predicted model, not a curated record. Gene Ontology annotation, molecular function: metalloendopeptidase activity; zinc ion binding. Bases 86 to 2878 code for a protein of 930 amino acids.
AUCCCCCGCCCCGGCAACUUCCCUAGCGAAUAACAAAUACCCAUAAAGUCCCCGUCGCGCAGCCCCUCCCCGCGGGCAGCGCACUAUGCUGCUCGGGUGGGCGUCCCUGCUGCUCUGCGCGUUCCGCCUGUCCCUGGCCGCAGCCGGCCCCGCCGCCGCACCUGCCCAGGAUAAAGCCCGGCAGCCUCAGUCUGCUGCAGCGGCCGCCCAGCCCCGCCGGCGGCAGGGGGAGGAGGCGCAGGAGCUGGCCGAGCCUCCAGGUCAUCCGCACCCCCUGGCGCAACGGCGCAGGAGCAGUGGGCUCGUGCAGAACAUCGAUCAGCUCUACUCAGGCGGCGGCAAGGUGGGCUACCUCGUUUACGCGGGCGGCCGGAGGUUCCUCCUGGACCUGGAGCGAGAUGGUUCGGUGGGCGCCGAGGGCUUUGUGCCUUCAGGAGGCGGGCCGAGCGCGUCCCGGCGCCACCGAAGCCACUGCUUCUAUAGGGGCACGGUGGACGGUAGCCCCCGCUCCCUGGCUGUCUUUGACCUCUGUGGGGGUCUCGACGGCUUCUUCGCGGUCAAGCACGCACGCUACACCCUGAAGCCGCUGUUGCGCGGGCCCUGGGCUGAUGCGGAAAACGGGCGCGUGUACGGGGAUGGGUCCGCGCGGAUCCUGCACGUCUACACCCGCGAGGGCUUCAGGUUCGAGGCUCUGACGCCGCGCGCCAGCUGCGAGACCCCAGCGUCCCCACAAGGACCUCGCGAACGUCCUCUGGCGCACGGCAGCCCACGUCGACGCACAGAGCUGGCCCCGCGGCUCUUGGACCAGUCCACUACCUCGCCCGCCGGGGAUCCAGGACCGCAGACGUGGUGGCGGCGGCGGCGCCGCUCCAUCUCCCGGGCCCGCCAGGUGGAGCUGCUCCUGGUGGCUGACGCGUCCAUGGCGCGGAUGUAUGGUCGGGGCCUGCAGCAUUAUCUGAUGACCCUGGCUUCCAUUGCCAAUCGGUUGUACAGCCAUGCCAGUAUCGAGAACCACAUCCGCCUGGCCGUGGUGAAGGUGGUGGUGCUAGGCGACAAGGACAAGAGCCUGGAAGUGAGCAAGAAUGCAGCCACUACACUCAAGAACUUUUGCAAGUGGCAGCACCAGCAUAACCAGCUGGGAGAUGACCACGAGGAACACUACGAUGCAGCCAUCCUGUUUACUCGGGAGGAUUUAUGUGGGCACCACUCAUGUGACACCCUGGGAAUGGCAGACGUUGGGACCAUAUGCUCUCCAGAGCGCAGCUGUGCUGUGAUUGAAGAUGAUGGCCUCCACGCAGCUUUCACCGUGGCUCACGAAAUUGGACACCUCCUUGGCCUUUCCCAUGAUGAUUCCAAAUUCUGUGAAGAAAACUUUGGUUCCACAGAAGAUAAGCGCUUAAUGUCUUCCAUCCUAACCAGCAUCGACGCCUCCAGACCCUGGUCCAAAUGCACUUCCGCCACUAUCACAGAAUUCCUGGAUGACGGCCAUGGUAACUGUUUGCUAGACCUGCCAAGAAAGCAGAUCCAGAGUCCCGAAGAACUCCCGGGACAGACCUACGACGCCACGCAGCAGUGCAACCUGACCUUCGGGCCCGAGUACUCCGUGUGUCCGGGCAUGGACGUCUGCGCCCGCCUGUGGUGUGCCGUGGUGCGCCAGGGCCAGAUGGUCUGUCUGACCAAGAAGCUGCCCGCCGUGGAGGGAACGCCUUGUGGAAAGGGGAGGAUUUGCCUGCAGGGCAAGUGUGUGGACAAAACCAAGAAAAAGUAUUAUUCAACAUCAAGCCAUGGCAACUGGGGGUCUUGGGGGUCCUGGGGUCAAUGUUCUCGCUCCUGUGGGGGAGGAGUACAGUUCGCCUAUCGCCACUGCAAUAACCCUGCCCCCAGAAACAGUGGCCGCUACUGCACAGGGAAGAGGGCCAUCUACCGCUCCUGCAGUGUCACGCCCUGCCCACCCAAUGGUAAAUCGUUUCGUCAGGAACAGUGUGAGGCCAAAAAUGGCUAUCAGUCUGACGCCAAAGGAGUCAAAACCUUUGUGGAAUGGGUUCCCAAAUACGCAGGCGUCCUGCCUGGGGAUGUGUGCAAACUGACCUGCAGAGCCAAGGGCACGGGCUACUAUGUGGUAUUCUCUCCAAAGGUGACGGACGGAACUGAAUGCAGACCGUACAGUAAUUCCGUCUGCGUCCGGGGGAAGUGUGUGAGGACCGGCUGCGACGGCAUCAUUGGCUCCAAGCUACAGUACGACAAGUGUGGAGUAUGCGGGGGAGACAACUCCAGCUGCACAAAGGUGGUUGGAACCUUCAAUAAAAAAAGUAAGGGUUACACUGACGUUGUGAGGAUCCCUGAAGGGGCCACCCACAUAAAAGUCCGACAGUUCAAAGCCAAAGACCAGACAAGAUUCACUGCAUACUUAGCCUUGAAGAAGAAGAAUGGUGAGUACCUCAUCAAUGGGAAGUACAUGAUAUCCACCUCAGAGACCAUCAUUGACAUCAACGGGACGGUCAUGAACUACAGCGGCUGGAGCCACAGGGACGACUUCUUGCAUGGUAUGGGCUACUCUGCCACAAAGGAAAUUCUAAUAGUGCAGAUUCUUGCAACGGACCCCACAAAAGCAUUAGAUGUUCGUUACAGUUUUUUUGUUCCCAACAAGUCCACUUCAAAAGCAAACUCUGUCACUAGCCUGGGUAGCAAUAAAGUGGUACCCCAUCCUUCACAGCCACAGUGGGUGACGGGCCCGUGGCUGGCUUGCUCGAGGACCUGUGACACAGGCUGGCACACGAGGACGGUGCAGUGCCAGGACGGAAACCGGAAGUUAGCGAAGGGAUGUCCUCUCUCCCAGAGGCCUUCUGCAUUUAAGCAGUGUUUGCUAAAGAAAUGUUAGCCUGUGGUUGUGAUCUUACGCACAAAGAUAACUGGAGGAUUCAGCACUGACACUGCCGUGGUGAACGAGAGGUCUACCUGUGCACAGCAAGUCACGUUUCAGUGUCAUUGUCUGUGGGAGUCCAAUUAUGGGCAGAAUCUGCUCUCUGUGACCAAAAGAAGGUGUGCACUGCUUCAUGUGACAAUGGUGACCUUGGAACAUAGAAUAAAUUGGGAAUGAUUCCACAUCCCCUGGGCCUACAAAAAUGAAAAAAAAAAAAAAAAAAAGAAGAGAAACACUGAUGAAUGUAGAAUCAGGGGACAUUUGAAGAUGGCAGGAGCGUCUGCCCUUUGUCACCUACCUCUAGAGAAUGUCUAUAAAGACAUUGUAAUCAUUUUCACCCAUGAUGCACAGUAGCUUAUUUUUACUGUCUGUAAAUA